This is a messenger RNA of Fusarium falciforme, 1872 nucleotides long. RefSeq lists its product as hypothetical. NCBI's taxonomy places the organism in Eukaryota, Fungi, Ascomycota, Sordariomycetes, Hypocreales, Nectriaceae. Gene Ontology annotation, molecular function: DNA-binding transcription factor activity, RNA polymerase II-specific; transcription cis-regulatory region binding; zinc ion binding. The transcript has 4 exons. Bases 1 to 1872 code for a protein of 623 amino acids. The record is from RefSeq and is a predicted model, not a curated record. Gene Ontology annotation, cellular component: nucleus. Gene Ontology annotation, biological process: regulation of DNA-templated transcription.
AUGGCACCACCUGAUGUGGCCGCUGCUGGCACUCCAGCUGGGUACGGUCGAGCCUGUACAGCCUGUCAGAGGGCCAAGUGCAAGUGUAUCCUGAGGCCUGGAGGUCAAAACUGCGAACGGUGCUUUCGUCUAGGCAAGUCAUGCCAGCCAAUGACAACUUCACGAAGAAGAGUUGCCAAAAAGACGACGUCUUCGAGAACGGCACAGCUCGAGGAGAAGCUCGAUGAUCUCGUCUCCAUCUUACGUGCAACUCAGUCUGCCAAUGGUGCCCAUCCACAAACUCCCCCUACCACUACUCCUGGCUCUACUGCGACACAUCCUCCUCCCAACUCCUACUGUCCCUCGUCUGUACUUCACACCCCCAGCCGUUUAGACUCGCUAGCGACUGCUGCCACUUCAUCCUCGGACAACUUUUCGAGCAUGCCCCAUGCUUUCGGAACUACUAGCUCAAUAGAAACCCCGAUGGAGUCGGCAGCGCUUCCCAGCGAUGACAGCUACCUGCUUCCAGAACCGACACCGGCAGAGGCAGAGGUCUAUCUAGACAAGUUUCGGUCUUGGCUACCAAGAUUUCCCUUUAUGGUCUUGCCUAAAGAUCAGACGGCCGAGAACCUCCGCAAAGAGAAGCCCUUUCUAUGGCUGUGCAUCAUGAACAUCACCACCACAUCCCACCCUCAGCAAGUGAAGAUGAAGGAGCGUAUUCGUCAAGAGGCCGCUCAGAGGGUCAUCGUUGACCAUGAGAGGAGCAUGGAUGUUCUUCUGGGACUUGUUUGUUACACUGCUUGGGCCACGCUAGUCUCUGGGCCUGGCACAAGACCCUUCAUCAUCACAUUCUGCCAGCUGGCCGUCACAUUGGUUUAUGACCUCAGCUUGAUGAAGGCCCCGAUUGAGGAGCAGUACUUUACAAUCUGCUUCAAAAUGUGGGGAGGCCGGCCUCCUCCGCCCCGGCUCCGAACCCCGGAAGAGCGGAGGACCGUCGUGUCACUCUGGUUUCUGACUUCAGUGAUAUCCUCCUUUGUCGGCAAGAUGGACACCCUCCGCUGGAGUCCGCACAUGGAGGACUGCCUCAUAAACCUAGAGAGGGAGAAAGAACAUCCUUCUGACGAGGUGCUGGUCGCCUUUAUCAGAUACCAACUCGUUGCCGACGAAGCACAGAAGCUUUUGGUUCGCGAUGUCAUGGGCGAGUCAAGCCAGGCGCCCACGUAUGUCUUUAGAAAGGGCCUCUUAAAUAGGUUGCAGGAGAUCCGUGACGGGUUGUCACCAAGCCCAGCUCCGAACAAAGUGCUCGAGGCCCAUUCGUUGGCGACCGAGGUCCUGGUGAACUCGGUCGGACUCUUCAUGCAGACCAUUCCCAUGAACCAACGCAUUGAAAGCAUGUACUCAUGCCUCAAGGCAAUCAGGGCAUGGUAUGAUGUCUUCUUUAGCAUACCACCUGAAGACCUUCCGGGCGCACCCUUUGCUCUCUAUAUACAGCUCUCGCAGAUUCAAGUUGCCCUAUACCGGCUCACGACCUCAGAGGAUCCUGCCUGGGACAAGGAUCUGGUUCGAAACACGGCCGACUUGCUCGUGCUGCUCGAUCAGGUCAUCGAAUUGUUCACGCGAUUGGAUACGAUAUACCCUCUAAGGGCGAUGAUGGAUGAGGAUUCGUUAUUCACCAAGGGGGCCAUGAUCAUUCGCAACAUCCGCUCUUCAUGGGAACCUAUUUUGUCGCGACAUCUGGGAAGCACGCCAUCAUCCUCGAGUCAAGUAGUCCCCACUCGAGCAAGAAUGACACCAAAUCCGGCCCAGACCUUUAUGAAUCUUCCAGACCCGAAUCUUCUCGACUUCGGGGACAUAACAUGGAUGUCGGACGUCUUUGGGCCGUGGGAGAUGUGA